AGGCUGUUAUUAUUGCCUCUGAACAGCUCCGGCCGCGCCAGAGGCUGCGCUUGGGGUAAGUGUGGUUGCAGCAGCAGCAGCAGCAGCGGCGGCGGCUCUGGCUCUGGCUCUGUGGACUCUGCUGCUACUGCAGUAGCAGCCGCCGCCGCCCCUUCUUUGCGGAUUGUUUGCAGUGCAGUAAGAAUCUGAAAGGUGAAAUGGACAAGAUACUAGAAGCUGUGAUGAUGUCUUCCUACCCCAACAAUGUGAAACAAGGGCUAGUGAGACGUGUCAUAGAGGCAAUAAAGCAGCCCAUGGACAGCGAGCAGUGCUGGUCCAUGCUAGAACUCUCCACCAAGCUGUACCUCAUGGGCGACACCAAGUUUAAGAGAGAGAUCGGCAAAGAGGUUUUGGAAGUUUACGGCCACUACCACCCGGAGGAGUUUGAGGAGUUCUUCAAUGUCCGAUUCCUCCUGAGUCUCCUCCAGGAAGGUUACGGGCCAGCGGGGAAACGGAGCUUUUACAUAUUAGAUUAUAUUCACCUGGGACUGCAGUUCAUCUUGGAGAGCCCGUCAGCUAGUGACAUUUUCAGCCUGCUGAGGAUUGAAGUGCUCCGCAAAGUCUGCGAGCGGCCUGGGCCCAAGCAGUGUGCUAAGAUCAGUAAGCUCUUAUCCCAGCAUCCUCAGUGUGUUCCCACGGGCAAACACCAGAUUUUGUUUUGCCAGCAGCUAAUACGGUGCAUUGGGCAGUUCCAGUGUAUCUCAGAAGGAGAAGAUGACAUCAUGGAGUUUCUAGACCACGUGAACAAAGUGAGUGGACUGUUACAGAAGAUCUGGAGAGCUCAGACUUCCUCUAUUCUGCCAUCCUUGAAGGAGCUUUUUACUAUCAUUUCUUCGACAGAGGAGCAGGAAGCUCCAUCGAAUGCCUUGGCCAGCGUGGUCCAAUACGUUCCACUAGAGCUCAUGGAUGGUGUCAUAAGAAACCUAACCAACGAUGACAGCAUAACGGAUAUGCAGAUGAUGACGGCAAUCAGUAGGAUGAUUGACUGGGUCUCUUGGCCCCUAGGGAAGAACAUAGACAAAUGGAUCAUUGCUCUACUGAAAGGUUUGGCUGCAGUGAAAAAGUUCAGCAUCUUGAUUGAAGUCACUCUUUUGAAAAUUGAAAAGGUCUUUUCCAAGUUGCUAUACCCCAUUGUGAGGGAGGGAGCGCUGUCCGUUCUGCUGUACAUGCUGCUGAGUUUCCAGCACUCACAUGAAGCAUUCCACUUGCUUCUUCCCCACAUUCCCAGACUGGUGGCCUCUCUGAACAAGGAAGACUCGAACUCAGCAACAAGCUGCCUGGAACAGCUGGCCGAGCUGAUCCACUCUAUGUUCUUCCGGUUUUCAGGAUUUCCAGAUCUCUAUGAGCCGGUCAUGGAAGCAGUCAAAGCUCUUCCAAUUCCAAAUGAAGACCGAAUUAAACAUUUAUUGGGACAAAAUGCUUGGACCUCCCAGAAGAAUGAGCUGGCCUGUUUCUACCCACGUCUAGCUUCCAAAUCUGACACAGGGAAGAUUGGGUUGAUUAACCUGGGGAACACCUGCUAUAUGAACAGCAUCAUUCAGGCUCUUUUCAUGGCCUCUGACUUUAGGCACUCAGUGCUGAAUUUAACCGAAAGCAAUUCUCAGCCCUUGAUGACAAAGCUCCAGUGGCUCUUUGCAUUUCUGGAGCACAGUCAGCGACCUGCUAUCUCACCUGAAGGCUUCCUCUCAGCCUCCUGGCCUCCUUGGUUUAGCCCUGGAGCUCAGCAGGACUGUUCUGAAUACCUGAAGUACCUGCUGGAUCGGCUACAUGAAGAAGAAAAAACUGGGAAAAGAAUUUACCAAAAGCUCAAAGAGUCCAGCUUGAUGCCUCAGGCUGAGGAGAACCACUACUUAAACAAGACAUUAAUUGAGAAAAUGUUCGGGGGUAAGAUGAUGACAAAAAUCCGCUGUCUGAAAUGUCUAAAUGUCUCCUCCCGAGAAGAAGCCUUUACAGACCUGUCCUUGGCUUUCCCACCAUCCAACCGACACAUGCGUCUGCAGAGCUACCCAGCAGUUUUACCAGUGGAAGAAAUCGGCCCACAGAUUAUUGAGCCACCCAUAAAACCACAGAGUCAGGCAAUGGAAUCUCCAAGGAGGCAAAGAAAGCACCCCGUGUCUGGAGAACCUCCCGUCCAGCUCUUGCCAGUAGAAACAGUAGGGUUCCAGGAAACAGAGGGACAAGCGACUCCUUUCAUCCUGAGAUCUGACAGAGAUCACAUCAGUCUGGAGGCAGUGAAAGAUCCACUGUUGGCUUUUGGAGAGCAGACCUGUGGCUCCGAGGACUCCAGAUCUGUCCCGGACUUGAUCAACUAUUUCUUAUCACCAGAGGUGCUGACAUCCGAAAAUAAAUAUCACUGUGAGAAGUGCGCUUCCCUGCAAGAUGCGGAGAAAGUGGCCGAGCUGACGGAGGGGCCACACUACCUUGUCCUCACCCUGCUGAGGUUCUCCUUUGACCUGAGGACCAUGAAGAGGAAGAAGAUCCUGGAUAACGUCUCAAUUCCAUUGGUGCUGAAGCUGCCGGUCCUGGUUGCCUCUGAGGACUCCGGUGAAGUUUGCCAGAACAGGAAUGGAUUUGUGUCCAUGGUGUAUGAUCUCUGCAGUGUGGUGGUCCAUUCUGGAGUCUCCUCAGAGAGUGGCCAUUACUAUUGUUAUGCCAGAGAGUGUACCAGUACUAGUGCCAGCAGUCAGCCAAGGGACGGGGCACAGAAAAGCACAUCAGACAAGCAGUUGGACUUUGAAAUCCAGUGGUACCUCUUCAAUGACACCAGGGUAUCCUUUUCCUCCUUCGAAUCGGUCAGCAACGUGACCUCUUUCUUCCCCAAAGACACGGCCUACGUGCUCUUCUACAGGCAGCGGCCUUCCAAGCAGAGCUGGGCCGUGCAUGAGGCUGUUUCAGAUGCCGUCCGGCUGCAUGGAGAACCUUCUCUCAGUAAAGACUUGAUGGAAGCCAUUUCCAAAGAUAACAUCCUGUAUUUGCAGGAGCAAGAAAAGGAAGCAAGGAACAGAGCUGCCUACAUUUCAACCUUGCCCAAAUCCCCUCUGUGGUGGAGAGAUUUUGACAGGGACAAGGAUGACGAAGGCUCCUCUGGGGGCUGUGGUCCAGCUGCUGGAGGCGGAGGCUCCGGCUCGUUUCAUGGACUAGUCUUCUAAAGGCGCCAUUGAACACGAACACUAACUAUAACCAACAAGCAAGAAGCCCCGCUUCAACUUCAUUUCUAAUCAAGCCAUGGGGCCCACAGAGGCCAGAGUCUCCUCUCACCUCUUUUGAAGUCAGUGUUACCAAGGAGAGGAGUUUGGCCCUGAAUCCUGUCUAAGUAGAAGGACUCGCUGCUGAUUCAGGGAACACAUUGCUGGUUGGAGUUAAAUCACUAGCACAUGGAGAUUCCCGUUGCUUUCUAUGCACUUGGUCUGAAUGCCUUAAAUAAUAUUACUAGCUUCUGAGCUCUGCGGUGAUGAGCUACUGACUGAUAACUAAGAGAAGUGCCACUUUCUUAACUGUAGCAUCAUCUUGCCUGCUGAGUGCACCAUUGAUCAAGACUGGGGCAGGGAGAGGGGCAGGGAAACAGGACUCUUUUGGAAAAGACCAAGUGCAGCACCAGUGACCCAAAUGCAGAGCCCAAAUCUUCCACAUGGAAAUGGGAUCUAUGGCCAAGAUCUUCCAGAAGGGCCUAGAGAUUUUCAGAUGCCUCAGGUUUUGGGUGCCCAACUUGCCGUACCCCUUAAAGGAGCCUGAUUUUCAGGAAGUGCUGAGUAUCUGCCCUCAGAAAAUCAGACCCCCUUUAAGGCAUCCCACAUUGGGCACCCAAAACCUGAGACACCUUAAAAUUGCUGGUCACUUCUGGAAAUCUUGCCUUGUUGAGAUCACAUGGUGCAGCAGCCACAGCUCCAUCUUAAUCCUAGCAGCCAGGCAUCUUGAUUCAAGAUGGAGUAUGGGAUGCCAGUAGAGUACACUGUCAUAGUGUCUGUGAUCACGACUCUUGGUAGUGGCUGGUUCCCAACAGCUCUUGUAGUCUGCCACUUCCUCACUUCCUGCAGGGCUGACUUCUCUGGUGUGAGUGGGAUGGAGUUGUGCUGUUUAUGCCCAAGGGGCUGGGUUCAAUUCCUACUGCUGACUGCGGUGUGUGUGUGAAUAUUGUGUAUCCAUAGAA
Messenger RNA from Dermochelys coriacea (leatherback sea turtle), 4186 nucleotides. It is a transcript of the gene USP35, whose product is annotated as ubiquitin specific peptidase 35. The transcript has 11 exons. The coding region runs from base 198 to 3188 and encodes 996 amino acids. NCBI's taxonomy places the organism in Eukaryota, Metazoa, Chordata, Testudines, Dermochelyidae. Gene Ontology annotation, biological process: ubiquitin-dependent protein catabolic process; protein deubiquitination. Gene Ontology annotation, cellular component: nucleus; cytosol. The record is from RefSeq and is a predicted model, not a curated record. Gene Ontology annotation, molecular function: cysteine-type endopeptidase activity; cysteine-type deubiquitinase activity.